Messenger RNA from Alternaria arborescens, 6981 nucleotides. RefSeq lists its product as hypothetical. The record is from RefSeq and is a predicted model, not a curated record. Gene Ontology annotation, molecular function: helicase activity; ATP binding; ATP hydrolysis activity. NCBI's taxonomy places the organism in Eukaryota, Fungi, Ascomycota, Dothideomycetes, Pleosporales, Pleosporaceae. The coding region runs from base 1 to 6981 and encodes 2326 amino acids. The transcript has 2 exons.
AUGGCGGACCAAGAGGCGACAGCCAAGCGAGCCGCGGGAUUGACGAAGCUCUUCAACGCCGUCAUUCACGGCAAUCGCGACAUCAAGACGGUGGGCGAUGGCAAUCGGUUUCUGGAGGCAUUCUAUUCUCAAGAGGACGCCUCGAAGUGUGUGGAGCGCCUGAUUGCGUCUCCGGCAGGGUUAGCGGCGGUCUCUGUCGCAUUUAGGUUGACACGUGAGAGCACGUUUCUCAACGGCUUGGCUACAUCCGUCAUCCUCCGACUCGCCGAGCCAUCGGUCAAGCAACUCUACAGUGGCCAGUUUCUGCAACGCGUCCUUGAACAAAUUGUACAACCACCUACAUUUUGGAACACACUCGUUGAGGCACACAUUGCUCAUGUGCUUUCCAGCGAUGCCACGCGUGCAUUCGCGUGGCUCUUACUGGAGCUGCUAUACAGCCGCUCGGAGGACAUCCCAGACGUGCGCGACAUUGCAGAGCGUGUCACUAACAAUGGAUCGUUCAUCAACUCGAACUCCCUAGAUGUCCGCAAUAUCGGUCAGAAGAUCAAACACGUCCUAGACAGCACGUCUGAUGAAUCCGCCGAUGGCCCGGGCGGGCGACACGACAACGACUUUACUCAGAUCCAUAAGAUCAAGCUCCUACCAACGCCAGACGAGUUCGCAUGCUCCGAAAAUCCGUUCUACAGACGCGCAGAUUCUGUCGCGUCUGCCCCAUUGGAGAGUCGUGGGCUGACUCAUAUUGACAACCAGUUUCGCCUGCUUCGUGAAGAUCUCUUGGGCGAACUGCGCAACGAUUUCCAGAUCGCUAGUGGCCAGAAGAAAGGACGACGGAAGACAAUCCUCGAGCACCUGAAGUAUGCUGGUAUCGACUGCGGACCGGAAACGAAACGCAAGCCUUGCUCGCUAAAACUCUCCUGCCCAGACGACAUUCCACAGCUACGCAAUGUCAAGGGCGCUGCUCGCAAGAAGUACCUCGCCGACAACAGAAACGUCCUGAAACACCAGUCACUCGGCUGCCUCAUUAGCAAUGACAAUAUUGUCGCAUUUGCAACUGUAGACCGUGACGAAGACCUUCUUGCUCAGCAACCUGCUAUCGUCGUGCUGCGUAUAGCCGACGCUAGUUCGUUUGGCAAAGUGCUAAUGGCAUGUAAGCUCGCAGCGGACCUCAGCUUUGUGCAAGUGGAUACCGCGGUUUUUGCGUAUGAACCUAUUCUCAAACGUCUCCAGUCCUUGACUGAGCUGCCACUGGAGGAUCAGCUCCUCAGCCUCACUACAAAUUCCGCUGAAACAGUCUCUGGUAUCCAACCGACCAAGACCAUCAACGCCAUCUGUGACCAUUGGGAAGAAGACCUUCAAGACAUCAUUGGAAGUAGUCACUCCAUCAAACUGGAUCAAGCCCAGGUAGCUUCUCUGUUGACUGGUCUACUAAAGAAGGUUAGCCUUAUUCAAGGCCCACCAGGAACUGGUAAAAGUUUCAUCGGCGCACUCAUCGCAAAGAUAUUACACGAUCAGACGAAGGAGAAAAUGCUCAUACUCACAUACACGAAUCAUGCUCUGGACCAAUUUUUAGAAGACAUCCAAAAGGCUGGCAUCCCGGCUAGUUCGAUCGUGCGACUAGGAUCGAAAUCGAAUGCCAAUACUCGUGCACUCAGCAUCAGAGAACAACCGAACAACUACAAAAUGACUGCGCAAACAUGGACUUCAAUUCAAGACCAAAAGGUGGAAGCUGAGUCUUAUCAUGACGCGCUAGCCACAAGGAUGGCAUCCUUUGAUUCUACGCGGCUCAGUGAACGACUGCUUCUCGAUUUCUUGGAGUUCUCUGAUGAUUCAGAAUACUUCGAUGCAUUCGUCGUGCCUGAAAACCAAGAUGGCAUGACGAUGAUGGGGAAAAACAAUAGGCGCAUCGAUGAGUACUAUCUAGUCAAGAGAUGGCUUAAAGGUGAAGACGCGGGCGUCUUUUCGAGCCACGCGAUGCAUACCUAUCCCCACGUUUGGAAUGUCCCGCCACAGAUCCGGUGUGAUCUCCAGGCGCAGUGGAAUAAGACCAUCCUUGAAGAACGAGUCGCUGAAAUCAGUGUGCUUGCCGAUAAGUACAACAAGUGUCGUGCCCAGAUCGAUCGAUUGUUUCGCGAGAAGAACUUCCACGUCCUUGGUCAGAAACGAAUCAUAGGGUGCACUACGACGGCAGCUGCCAUGUACAACGACGAUAUUCGUAAGGCAUCACCUGGCAUAGUUCUGGUGGAAGAAGCUGGAGAGAUUUUGGAAAGCCAUAUACUUACAGCUUUAACUCCGACCACGAAGCAACUCGUGCUGAUCGGUGAUCACAAGCAGCUACGGCCUAAAGUCAACAACUAUGCCUUGACUGUAGGGAAAGGAGAUGGGUACGAUCUCGAUGUUUCCCUGUUCGAACGUCUGGUGCUUAGUGGAGUCCCACAUACCACCCUUCGCAAGCAGCAUCGUAUGCGCCCCGAGAUCUCAUCUCUCGUCAGAUCACUCACUUAUCCGGAGUUGAAAGAUGCUGAGAAGACUCAGGGUCGACCGGAUCUACGCGGCUUCCAGAGCAACGUCAUCUUCGUGUCACAUUCACGUCCUGAGCUCAACGCAAUCAAGAUUGCUGACCGCCGUGAUGGCGGCGCGAACUCCAGUAAGGAGAACAUGUAUGAAGCUGACAUGGUGCUGAAGUGUGUGCGAUAUCUUGGUCAGCAGGGCUAUGGAACGGAAGACAUCGUGGUACUGACACCUUACCUGGGCCAGCUAUACCUGCUAGUGAACACAUUGGCAAAGGAGAACGAUCCCAUUCUGAACGACUUGGAUUCUCAUGAGUUGAUUCAAGCGGGUCUGGUCACACCAGCUAGUGCAAACAUAUCCAAGCGCAAGCUUCGUAUAUCAACUAUCGACAACUACCAAGGUGAAGAGAGCGAUAUCGUCAUCGCAUGUCUCACACGAAGUAACGAAACCGGGGACAUAGGGUUCAUGUCUUCUCCUCAGCGUGUCAAUGUGUUACUUUCACGAGCACGGAAUGCUUUGAUCAUGAUAGGUAAUGCAAACACUUUCAUGAAUAGUCACAAAGGCAAGGAAAUAUGGGUACCGCUCAUGGAUCAGUUGAAGCGAGAUGGCCACGUUUACGACGGUUUCCCUAUCAAAUGCGAGCAACAUCCAGAAAAGACUGCUCUGUUAACCGAGAAAGAGCACUUUGACACGGUAUGCCCAGAUGGCGGUUGCUCUGAACCAUGUGGCAAGAUACUCAACUGCGGCCUUCAUGCUUGCCCCCACCGAUGCCAUCAGUUACAGGAUCACUCGCGUAUGGAUUGCAAAGUCAUCAUCUCUUCGACUUGUCCCAGCAAUCAUAAGACUUCAAGAAGGUGUCAUGUGAAAGCCGCGGUACAUUGUCACAAGUGUGAAGCUGAAGUGAGAGCGCAAGAGAAGAAGCGUCAACGAGAACACGAGCUAAACGAAAAGCGAGAGGCAAAGCAACGCGCGUAUAAGGCACGAUUAGUUGAGAUCGACGAAGAGAUCCAGCACCACAAGCGUGUGCUGAAAGAGCAGGCAGAGGACAGAGACCGCCAGCAAGCGCUCGAACAGAAAAAGCAAGACCUUCGCAAUCUGCAGGAGAAGAUCAAAAGUACCAGAAAGCAACCACUUUCAACGUCUCCAGCAUCCGAAACAACAGCGUCGCCGUCGACCGGCGAUUCAGGGCUACGGAGGGAUUCUGCAUCGCACAACGCGGCUUCUCCUCACCGCGACGAGACUGCAGCUAACGCCAUACCUACAUCGCCAGAUCAAGACCAGGAGCAACCCAGUUGGGACAAGAACGAAGCCAGGGAUGAUUGGGAGUGGGAAAAGAAAUAUGAGGGUGCCGAAAAUAAAGCUCUAGAUUCCCUGGUACACAUGAUAGGACUUGAGUCCGUCAAGCAACAAUUCCUCGCGAUUAAGGCCAAAGUGGAUACGGUGGUGCGCCAAGGGGUAUCGCUUAAUGCAGAGCGCUUUGGUGCUGCCCUCCUGGGAAACCCUGGAACAGGAAAAACAACAGUGGCUAGGUACUACUCGAGGUUCCUGUCCGAAGUAGGAGCUCUGCCGGGUGAUCAUUUCAUUGAGAGCUCCGGAUCAGCUCUCGCAAAUGACGGCGUGUCCGCUUGCAAAGCCUCGAUCGAUAAGAUCCUCGAAGAAGGUGGCGGCGUGUUCUUUAUUGACGAAGCAUAUCAAUUGGUAUCUGGGAACAGCCCUGGUGGUAAAGCAGUAUUAGACUACCUGCUUGCAGAGAUUGAGAACUUAACCGGCAAAGUUGUCUUUGUACUGGCGGGCUAUCACAAGCAGAUGGAAGCCUUCUUCGCUCACAAUCCAGGCAUCCCAAGCCGUAUACCAAUACGAAUGGAGUUCCAAGACUACGAAGACCGCGAGUUGCAACAAAUAUUCUGCCAGUACAUCGACAAAAAGUAUCGCGGGCGCAUGAAGACUGAAGGCGGUAUGAACGGACUCUACGUGCGUAUCACUGCUAGGCGCAUCGGCCGGGGCCGGGGACGUGAUGGCUUCGGUAACGCCCGUGAAGUCCAGAACAAGAUCGCACAGAUCACCGAGCGUCAGGCAAGGCGAUUGCGGAAAGAGAGACGAGCUGGCAAGAUGCCGAAUGACCAUUUUCUCACCAAGGAGGAUUUGAUUGGACCAGAACCUUCGUCAGUGCUCAAGAAUAACGCUACCUGGACGAAGCUGCAGAAGCUUACCGGCUUGUCAUCAGUCAAGGAGUCUGUACAAGUUCUUCUUGACGGGAUACAGACGAACUACCAGCUCGAAACGCAAGAGAAGCCUAUUAUCCAGUACUCGCUUAAUCGCUGCUUCAUCGGCUCUCCGGGCACAGGCAAGACUACUGUAGCAAAGCUUUAUGGGCGCAUUCUGGCCGAUAUUGGGCUUCUUUCUAACGGAGAAGUCGUCGUGAAAAGCCCAGCAGACUUUGUUGGUAGUGUUCUAGGAGGCUCCGAAGCUAACACCAAAGCCAUCUUGGCGUCCACUAUCGGCAAAGUUCUCAUUGUUGAUGAGGCUUACAUGUUGGCUAGUGGUGCUGCUGGUGAUCCCUACAAAGCUGCAGUUAUUGACACCAUCGUUGCGGAAGUCCAGAGCACUGCAGGUGAAGACCGAUGCGUACUCUUGUUAGGAUACAAGGACCAAAUGGAAGAGAUGUUUCGGGACGUCAAUCCUGGCCUUGCGAGACGGUUUCCACUAGAGUCUGCGUUCGUCUUUGAAGAUUUUAACGACACUGAGAUUCGUCAAAUUUUUGACUUCAAGCUCAAGGGUAUCGGUUUUGAUGCUACGGAUCAAGCUAAGAAGGUCGCCAUGGAAGUCGUACAACGUGCGCGCAACCGCCCAAACUUCGGCAACGCAGGCGAAGUCGACAUUAUCCUGGAUCGUGCAAAGGCUUUACACCAGAAACACAAGUCUUCUGGGAAAGUAAAGCAAUUUGGCACGUUUGAAGCUAUUGACUUUGACCCAAAUUUUGACCGUGGUGAACGUGCAGCCACUGAGAUUUCUGCUCUCUUCCAAGACGUGGUAGGAUGUGAAGAACUUAUCAAACAGUUCCAGGGUUACCAAAACACAGCUGCAACCCUGAAAGCUCUCGGGAUGGAUGCUCGAGAACAGCUACCUUUCAGCUUUCUUUUCAAGGGACCGCCGGGGACUGGCAAGACUACCACGGCUGCAAAGAUGGGCAAGGUCUUCUACGAUAUGGGCUUUCUCAGCCAGGCCAGCGUGGAAGAAUGUUCCGCUACUGAUCUAAUCGGACAGUAUGUGGGCCAGACUGGGCCAAAGGUGCAGAAGCUCAUGGAGAAGGCUAUGGGUAAAGUUCUUUUCAUCGAUGAGGCCUAUCGCCUCGCAGAAGGUGGAUUCGCUACUGAGGCGAUGGAUGAGCUGGUUGACUGCCUCACCAAACCAAAGUUUGCGCAAAGACUCGUGGUCAUUCUAGCAGGCUACGACAAGGACAUCGAUCGAUUGAUGAGUAUGAAUCCUGGCCUGACCAGUCGCUUCCCCGAAACGGUUCUUUUCAAGCAUCUCGACCCGGAGACAUGCUUUAAGCUUCUUGUCAAAGAUCUACAGAAAAGGAAGAAGAAGGCGCCACUUGAUCUGUCGGUCCUCGAUCCGCCAACAUCAGAACUAUGGCAAAAACUGCUGCAGCUCUUUCGCAAACUAUCGGUACUCGAAUCGUGGGGCAACGCUCGCGACGUGAAAUCGCUCGCGAAGAGCAUGUUUCAGGCACUCAUCUCUACGGCUGUACGUCCGAUCACUAAUUUCAUACUCACACAAACGAUCGUCAUCAGCACUAUGGAAAAGAUGCUGGAUGAACGUUCCCGACGAAAUACCGCUGUUGGUACAAACCGGUUCGAAAAGUCCAUACCUCUACGACCAAUGCCGCAGCUACAGAUGCAGAAUUCGGCAUCGCCGAUGGCGCGAAGUUUAGAUAUCGACACGGAUACUGCCCCGCCACCGACUGUGGUUGACACGGACAAGCAAGAAGAAGAGCCAAAGUCGAUCGAGAAGAAAUCCAAGCUUGCAGUAGAGCCCGAAGACCCCUUCGACUCAGUCUUCAAAGCCAAGCGCGACCCAGGCGUGUCCGACGAAGUAUGGGAACAACUAGAACGCGACAAACAUGCCAUGGUCACUAAAGAGCGCGAGUUUCGUCAUAUGCAAGAAGAGAAGCGAGAGUACGAAGAGCGUAUCAAGGAUUUCAUCCGUGCGGAGAACGCAGCCGCCGAUGAAGAAGAACGGCGUAUCCGAGAGCAAGCGCGCAUUGCAGCUGAGCUGGAGAGGCGACGUCGCGACGAGGAGUUGGCAACUAGAGAGAGAGAGCGACAAAAGGAGAUGGAGAGGCAGAAGAAGCUGAAGGUAUUGGGUCGAUGCCCAAUGGGUUACAUGUGGAUCAAGCAGGCUAGUGGAUACAGGUGUGCGGGUGGAAGCCAUACGCUUUCCGAUAGUUAUGUCGAUUCGGCAUCUUUCUAA